Molecule: messenger RNA, 5952 nt
Organism: Pongo pygmaeus (Bornean orangutan)
Lineage: Eukaryota; Metazoa; Chordata; Mammalia; Primates; Hominidae
Gene: XIAP
Product: X-linked inhibitor of apoptosis
Exons: 7
Coding region: 319-1812 (497 amino acids)
Biological process (GO): negative regulation of apoptotic process; positive regulation of canonical Wnt signaling pathway; regulation of cell cycle
Cellular component (GO): nucleus; cytoplasm
Molecular function (GO): ubiquitin protein ligase activity; cysteine-type endopeptidase inhibitor activity involved in apoptotic process
Source: RefSeq, a predicted model, not a curated record
GCAGCCCGGGCCGGGAGACUGACGGACCGCGCCCGGUGUCUCUUUGAGGCCCUGACGUGGACACACUUCGGGUUUCACGACUCCGGGUUUCUCCAGGGGAUGGGCCGGCCGGUGGAGGCGCGUGAGGGAGACGAAGGGACUUCCGUUUCCUUCACCUAGGCUGGGGCCAAGCCGCAGAGCGGAGUUGGCAUUUCCAGAUUGGGGCUCGGGCUGCGCCUCCUCCGGGACCCUCCCCUUGGACCGAGCCGAUCGCCGCGGGGCAGUUCGGGCCGGCUGUCCUGGCGCGAAAAGGUGGACAAGUCCUAUUUUCAAGAGAAGAUGACUUUUAACAGUUUUGAAGGAUCUAAAACUUGUGUACCUGCAGACAUCAAUAAGGAAGAAGAAUUUGUAGAAGAGUUUAAUAGAUUAAAAACUUUUGCUAAUUUUCCAAGUGGUAGUCCUGUUUCAGCAUCAACACUGGCACGAGCAGGGUUUCUUUAUACUGGUGAAGGAGAUACCGUGCGGUGCUUUAGUUGUCAUGCAGCUGUAGAUAGAUGGCAAUAUGGAGACUCAGCAGUUGGAAGACACAGGAAAGUAUCCCCAAAUUGCAGAUUUAUCAACGGCUUUUAUCUUGAAAAUAGUGCCACGCAGUCUACAAAUUCUGGUAUCCAGAAUGGUCAGUACAAAGUUGAAAACUAUCUGGGAAGCAGAAAUCAUUUUGCCUUAGACAGGCCUUCUGAGACACAUGCAGACUAUCUUUUGAGAACUGGGCAGGUUGUAGAUAUAUCAGACACCAUAUACCCAAGGAACCCUGCCAUGUAUAGUGAAGAAGCUAGAUUAAAGUCCUUUCAGAACUGGCCAGACUAUGCUCACCUAACCCCAAGAGAGUUAGCAAGUGCUGGACUCUACUACACAGGUAUUGGUGACCAAGUGCAGUGCUUUUGUUGUGGUGGAAAACUGAAAAAUUGGGAACCUUGUGAUCGUGCCUGGUCAGAACACAGGCGACACUUUCCUAAUUGCUUCUUUGUUUUGGGCCGGAAUCUUAAUAUUCGAAGUGAAUCUGAUGCUGUGAGUUCUGAUAGGAAUUUCCCAAAUUCAACAAAUCUUCCAAGAAAUCCAUCCAUGGCAGAUUAUGAAGCACGGAUCUUUACUUUUGGGACAUGGAUAUACUCAGUUAACAAGGAGCAGCUUGCAAGAGCUGGAUUUUAUGCUUUAGGUGAAGGUGAUAAAGUAAAGUGCUUUCACUGUGGAGGAGGGCUAACUGAUUGGAAGCCCACUGAAGACCCUUGGGAACAACAUGCUAAAUGGUAUCCAGGGUGUAAAUAUCUGUUAGAACAGAAGGGACAAGAAUAUAUAAACAAUAUUCAUUUAACUCAUUCACUUGAGGAGUGUCUGGUAAGAACUACUGAGAAAACACCAUCACUAACUAGAAGAAUUGAUGACACCAUCUUCCAAAAUCCUAUGGUACAAGAAGCUAUACGAAUGGGUUUCAGUUUCAAGGACAUUAAGAAAAUAAUGGAGGAAAAAAUUCAGAUAUCUGGGAGCAACUAUAAAUCACUUGAGGUUCUGAUUGCAGAUCUAGUGAAUGCUCAGAAAGACAGUACGCAAGAUGAGUCAAGUCAGACUUCAUUACAGAAAGAGAUUAGUACUGAAGAGCAGCUAAGGCGCCUGCAAGAGGAGAAGCUUUGCAAAAUCUGUAUGGAUAGAAAUAUUGCUAUCGUUUUUGUUCCUUGUGGACAUCUAGUCACUUGUAAACAAUGUGCUGAAGCAGUUGACAAGUGUCCCAUGUGCUACACAGUCAUUACUUUCAAGCAAAAAAUUUUUAUGUCUUAAUCUAACUCUAUAGUAGGCAUGUUAUGUUGUUCUUAUUACCCUGAUUGAAUGUGUGAUGUGAACUGACUUUAAGUAAUCAGGAUUGAAUUCCAUUAGCAUUUGCUACCAAGUAGGAAAAAAAAUGUACAUGGCAGUGUUUUAGUUGGCAAUAUAAUCUUUGAAUUUCUGGAUUUUUCAGGGUAUUAGCUGUAUUAUCCAUUUUUUUUACUGUUAUUUAAUUGAAACCAUAGACUAAGAGCAUCAUAUUAUAACUGAACACAAUGUGUAUUCAUAGUAUACUGAUUUAAUUUCUAAGUGUAAGUGAAUUAAUCAUCUGGAUUUUUUAUUCUUUUCAGAUAGGCUUAACAAAUGGAGCUUUCUGUAUAUAAAUGUGGAGAUUAGAGUUAAUCUCCCCAAUCACAUAAUUUGUUUUGUGUGAAAAAGGAAUAAAUUGUUCCACGCUGGUGGAAAGAUAGAGAUUGUUUUUAGAGGUUGGUUGUUGUGUUUUAGGAUUCUGUCCAUUUCCUUUUAAAAUUAUGAACACGUACUUGUGCGAAUUAUUUUUUUAAAGUGAUUUGCCAUUUUUGAAAGCGUAUUUAAUGAUAGAAUACUAUCGAGCCAACAUGUACUGACAUGGAAAGAUAUCAAAGAUAUGUUAAAUGUAAAAUGCAAGUGGCAAAACACUAUGUAUAGUCUGAGCCAAAUCAAAGUAUGUAUGUUUUUUGUAUGCAUAGAACAAAAGAUUUGGAAAGAUAUACACCAAACUGUUAAAUGUGGUUUCUCUUCGGGGAGGGGGGGAUUGGGGGAGGGGCCCCAGAGGGAUUUUAUAGGGGCCUUUUCACUUUCUAUUUUUUUCAUUUUGUUCUGUUCGAAUUUUUUAUAAGUAUGUAUUACUUUUGUAAUCAGAAUUUUUAGAAAGUAUUUUACUGAUUUAAAGGCUUAGGCAUGUUCAAACGCCUGCAAAACUACUUAUCACUCAGCUUUAGUUUUUCUAAUCCAAGAAGGCAGGACAGUUAACCUUUUUGGUGCCAAUGUGAAAUGUAAAUGAUUUUAUGUUUUUCCUGCUUUGUGGAUGAAAAAUAUUUCUGAGUGGUAGUUUUUUGACAGGUAGACCAUGUCUUCUUAUCUUGUUUCAAAAUAGUAUUUCUGAUUUUGUAAAAUGAAAUAUAAAAUAUGUCUCAGAUCUUCCAAUUAAUUAGUAAGGAUUCAUCCUUAAUCCUUGCUAGUUUAAGCCUGCCUAAGUCACUUUACUAAAAGAUCUUUGUUAACUCAGUAUUUUAAACAUCUGUCAGCUUAUGUAGGUAAAAGUAGAAGCAUGUUUGUACACUGCUUGUAGUUAUAGUGACAGCUUUCCAUGUUGAGAUUCUUAUAUCAUCUUGUAUCUUAAAAGUUUCAUGUGAGUUUUUACCCUUAGGAUGAUUAAGAUGUAUAUAGGACAAAAUGUUAAGUCUUUCCUCUACCUACAUUUGUUUUCUUGACUAGUAAUAGUAGUAGAUACUUCUGAAAUAAAUGUUCUCUCAAGAUCCUUAAAACCUCUUGGAAAUUAUAAAAAUAUUGGCAAGAAAAGAAGAAUAGUUGUUUAAAUAUUUUUUAAAAAACACUUGAAUAAGAAUCAGUAGGGUAUAAACUAGAAGUUUAAAAAUGCUUCAUAGAACGUCCAGGGUUUACAUUACAAGAUUCUCACAACGAACCUAUUGUAGAGGUGAGUAAGUCAUGUUACUACAGAGAAAAGUUUGAGAGUAAAACUGUAAAAAAUUAUGUUUUUGUUGUACUUUCUAAGAGAAAGAGUAUUGUUAUGUUCUCCUAACUUCUGUUGAUUACUACUUUAAGUGAUAUUCAUUUAAAACAUUGCAAAUUUAUUUUAUUUAUUUAAUUUUCUUUUUGAGAUGGAGUCUUGCUUGUCACCCAGGCUGGAGUGCAGUGGAGUGAUCUCUGCCCACUGCAACCUCCGCCUCCUGGGUUCCAGUGAUUCUCGUGCCUCAGCUUCCUGAGUAGCUGGAAUUACAGGCAGGUGCCACCAUGCCCGACUAAUUUUUUUUAUUUUUAGUAGAGAUGGGAUUUCACCAUGUUGGCCAGGCUGGUCUCAAACUCCUGACCUCAAGAGAUCCACCCGCCUUGCCCUCCCAAAGUGCUGGGAUUACAGGCUUGAGCCACCACGCCCGGCCAAAACAUUGCAAAUUUAAAUGAGAGUUUUAAAAAUUAAAUAAUGACUGCCCUGUUUCUGUUUUAGUAUGUAAAUCCUCAGUUCUUCACCUUUGCACUGUCUGCCACUUAGUUUGGUUAUAUAGUCAUUGACUUGAAUUUGAUCUGUAUAGUCUAGACUUUAAAUUUAAAGUGUUCUACAAGGGGAGAAAAGUGUUAAAAUUUUUAAAAUAUGUUUUCCAGGACACUUCACUUCUAAGUCAGGUAGGUAGUUCAAUCUGGUUGUUAGCCAAGGACUCAAGGACUGAAUUGUUUUAACAUAAGGCUUUUCCUGUUCUGGGAGCCGCACUUCAUUAAAAUUCUUCUAAAACUUGUAUGUUUAGAGUUAAGCAAGACUUUUUUUCUUCCUCUCCAUGAGUUGUGAAAUUUAAUGCACAACGCUGAUGUGGCUAACAAGUUUAUUUUAAGAAUUGUUUAGAAAUGCUGUUGCUUCAGGUUCUUAAAAUCACUCAGCACUCCAACUUCUAAUCAAAUUUUUGGAGACUUACCAGCAUUUGUCUGUGUUUGAACUAUAAAAAGCACUGGAUCUUUUCCAUCUAAUUCUGCAAAAAUUGAUCAUUUGCAAAGUCAAAACUAUAGCCAUAUCCAAAUCUUUUCCCCCUCCCAAGAGUUCUCAGUGUCUACAUGUAGACAUUCCUUUUCUGUAUAAAGUUCACUCUAGGAUUUCAAGUCACCACUUAUUUUACAUUUUAGUCAUGCAAAGAUUCAAGUUGUUUUGCAAUAAGUACUUAUCUUUAUUUGUAAUAAUUUAGUCUGCUGAUCAAAAGCAUUGUCUUAAUUUUUGAGAACUGGUUUUAGCAUUUACAAACUAAAUUCCAGUUAAUUAAUUAAUGGCUUUAUAUUGCCUUUCCUGCUACAUUUGUUUUUUUCCCCUGUCCCUUUGAUUACGGGCUAAGGUAGGGUAGAGUGGGUGUAGUGAGUGUAUAUAACGUGAUUUGGCCCUGUGUAUUAUGAUAUUUUGUUAUUUUUGUUGUUAUAUUAUUUACAUUUCAGUAGUUGUUUUUUGUGUUUCCAUUUUAGUGGAUAAAAUUUGUAUUUUGAACUAUGAAUGGAGACUACCACCCCAGCAUUAGUUUCACAUGAUAUACCCUUUAAACCCGAAUCAUUUCCUGAUUACACAGGUGUUGAAUGGGAAAAGGAGCUAGUAUAUCAGUAGGAUAUACUAUGGGAUGUAUAUAUAUCGUUGCCGUUAGAGAAAUGAAAUAAAAUGGGGCCGGGCGCAGUGGCUCACGCCUGUAAUCCCAGCACUUUGGGAGGCUGAGGCAGGUGGAUCACGAGGUCAGAUCGAGACCAUCCUGGCUAACACGGUGAAACCCCGUCUCUACUAAAAAACAGAAAAUUAGCCGGGCGUGGUGGCGGGCGCCUGUAGUCCCAGCUACUCAGGAGGCUGAGGCAGGAGAAUGGUGUGAACCCGGGAGGCAGAGCUUGCAGUGAGCCGAGAUUGCGCCACUGCACUCCAGCCUGGGCAACAGAGCAAGACUCUGUCUCAAAAAAAAAAAAAAAAGAGAAAUAAGAAAAUGGGAAGCAAUAUUUGACAUAGUUCUUUUUAGCCAAAUCUACUUGUUAAAAAAAGGGUAGCAGUUUAUUCAUCUGUGAAAGGAGAAUAAUACUUAUCUUACAAGGUUGCAAGAGCUCAAGGAGACCAUGUAUGUAAAGUUCCUGCUGUAAAUAUGAACUCCCAUCCUAACACCCUUUUACCUCUCUGUGGGUUUGUCUUGACCUGGAAAUUUGGGCUAAAACUUAGAAAAAAUUCUUACAUGAUAACUUAGUGAUGCUUACUCAUAGUUUUUGGUGUUUCUCAUAAUUAAGAUAUAAAUCGGCUGGGUGUGGUGGCUCAUGCCUGUAAUCCCAGCACUUUGGGAGGCCGAGGCGGGCGGAUCACCUGAGGUCGGGAGGUUGAGACCAGCCUGACCAACAUGGAGAAACCCCGUCUCUACUAAAAAUACAAAAUUAGCUGGG